GCCAUGGGUGGGGCCUGUGUGAGCAGGCCUCGGGGUGAGUUCCGGGUGGGAGGAGGUGCAGGGAGCGGGCGACAUGGGUGACUUGGCCCUGAAGACGGGGCUUAUCGUGGACAGACUUUUCGAAGAGGAGGAGGAAGAAGAUUCCUUGGAUGUCGACAGUGGCGGAAGCCCAGAGGAUGAAGAAAUUCUCAACAUAGCUAGAUGUCUACGGAAGCUUGGGGAUGAGUACAAUGAGAUAAUACAGUCACAUAUCAAGAAUCUUAAACCAGAGUUAAAUAACUUGGAGAAGGAACAGUGUUCCGUCCAGGGUGUGGAAGUGUUUUCUAACAUGGUGAAUAAGCUGUAUAGCAAUCCUGAAAUGCAGAAAUAUCAACAGCUGGGUUUCGAGAUGAACCUCCUGAGAAUUACUGUCGCCCUGGGACUGGGGAUUGUCAAGGAGGCACCUGGCCUGCUUCCUACCAUCAAGAAUGCCAUGGUAAACUACAUCAAUUCAAAACUGCUGAACUGGGUUCAAGGUACAGGAGGAUGGGAAAAUGCCUGUGUGCAAUGAUAUAAUGGAUGAUCGCAGUGGGUGAUGGAAAGUCCGAAACUGAUGAAAAUAUACAUUAAAAUACAUUCCAAAUACAAUUUGACAUCAAGGUGAAGAACAUUCUACGUUCCAACUGCCACUCUCCAUUUCCUGUAGUUUCAGUAUCCCCCGAGAGUAAGAUGGUUACCAAGCAAUGUAACAACCACUGCCUCCUCCAAGGCCUUUGCUUGGGUGUGGGGCCAGGUUGACCACUGAGAGAUUGUUGAGAUAUAUUUGAGAUGAUGCUGUCUUUCCUUGCUGUGGGUCCAUGAAAACUAUAAAAGGAAAUGGAGUUAGCCCAGGAGUGAAAGUCAUAGAAAGCCAAAAGCUGCAGCCACUAAAAGUAAGGAAUAAGUGGCUUGUGGAAUGAGAGCAAUAAUAUGUGGAAUAACUACUUUUUAGCUUUAUUCACAUGGAACCACUGAAGGAAAUGCCUCUGUAUAUUUAGUGUUCAGAAAGUUAACUGGUCAAUGAUAAAGAAUAGGUUUAGUUUGCUCUCAAAUUUCUCAAAAUAACUGAUGAAAUUGUGUAUUUUGCAAACCAGAUUAGUGGAUUGUAAAUAUGGCAGAUGUUCUUUGUGGUAAGAAUUAGUCAUCAGACUUCUGAUUCCUCCACGCAGCAGAUGUUGGAAAAUCUGACGACUGAUUUGGUUUCAGCUUAUCAAACAAAACAGUGUCAAAGUCAGACCUUUUUCUUGUUUUGAAUAUUGUGGUGAAAAGUUCAUGGCUGGCCACCAAGUGUGAGCAAUGAUGGAAUUAAAAUACCAAGCUUUUAGUUUUUAUAAAACUAAUUCGAAGAAACCCAUCUCGCUUGCCACGUUAGUCAAAACAGUGCCACCAUCUUGGAAAGGUGGUGGUGGCGACGACGACAGUGGUCACCUGUGGAGAAUUUAACAUUAAUAUUACAGCUAUCAAUCCAAGUUCCAGUAUACAUCAAGAAAGUGCCUUGGCCUCCUCACAGAGGCUGCCUGGUUAAGAGAUGGUUCAGCGUAUGCGGCCUGGUGCUAGCUCAGCUUUCCAAGCACUGAGCUUUGACAAUGUUCUUGUCCCACUUCCCACCCAGUGUUUUUUUUUAUUCAGUGUAAAAAUGAGAGGGGUUUUGUCUUGUUCUUAGUUGAAACUAUGCAGUAUUAAUGGACCUCCUGCACAAUAGAAGACUGUAAUCAGGCUGGAACUUUUGUCUGGAAUGAGAAUCAAGAAUGUGAAAGAUUAAAAUGCUAUUUUAAAGAUUGUGCAGAUGGAAACUCUGAUGUCAGUAAUAAAAUAUUGGAUUGUUA
This is a messenger RNA of Chiloscyllium plagiosum (whitespotted bambooshark), 1844 nucleotides long. Its product is annotated as bcl-2-like protein 15. The record is from RefSeq and is a predicted model, not a curated record. Gene Ontology annotation, biological process: positive regulation of apoptotic process. Gene Ontology annotation, cellular component: cytoplasm. Lineage: Eukaryota; Metazoa; Chordata; Chondrichthyes; Orectolobiformes; Hemiscylliidae.